Molecule: messenger RNA, 1146 nt
Organism: Eruca vesicaria subsp. sativa (arugula)
Lineage: Eukaryota; Viridiplantae; Streptophyta; Magnoliopsida; Brassicales; Brassicaceae
Source: the annotation of a GenBank genome assembly
AUGAGCUCGAAGGAGAAGCCCACUCUCGGAGGAACGCGGAUUAAGACCCGCAAAAGGAAUAUUGCUGCUCCUUUGGACCCUGCUGCUUUCUCUGAUGCUGUUGUCUUGAUUUAUCUUGAUAAUGCUGGUGAUCUGGAACUUGUUGCCAAGGCUGUUGAGUCAUCUGAUCUUAAUUUCUCAAGAUACGGUGAUAUUUUCUUUGAGGUUGUUUUCAUAGGAGGACGUACGCAAACUGGUUCAGUGAAAUCUGACGAAGGGGAACGACAUCCUUACUCUAUCAUCGACUGUGAACCAAACCGUGAAGCUAUCUUACCAUCAGUUGUCUACAUCCAGAAAAUCUUGCGCAGGAAACCUUUCCUUAUUAAGAACCUCGAAAAUGUUACCCGGAGGUUCUUGCAGUCGCUCGAGCUUUUCGAGGAAAGCGAGAGGAAGAAGCUUGCCAUCUUCACCGCCCUUGCUUUUUCCCAGAAGCUCUCGGGUUUGCCUGCGGAGACUGUCUUCCAGCCACUGCUUAAGGAUAACCUCGUUGCCAAAGGGAUAGUGCUCACUUUUGUGACAGACUUCUUCAAUGAGUAUUUGGUAGAGAACAGUCUUGAUGACUUGAUUGCUAUUCUGAGACGUGGCAAGAUGGAAGACAAACUCUUGGACUUCCUGCCACCUACUAAGCGGACUACUGAAUGUUUUGCUGAGCAUUUCAACAAGGCGGGAUUGACAGCUCUGGUAGAGUACAAUGAGAAGAAAAUAUUCGAGGUGAAGCUGAAGGAAAUAAAAGAAGUCCUUACGAGCCAAGUAUCAGAGGAGAUUAACAUAGAAGAGGUGAUUGAAACGGUGAAGCAACAGGUGAAAGAUGCUAAACUGCCAGAGAUUGAGGUUGUGCGUGUGAUCUGGGACGGGAUAAUGAAUGCUGUUCAAUGGUCUGGGAAGAACCAGCAGCAAAACUCAAACUCUGUACUACGCCAAGUGAUGUUUCCAGAGGUAGUGAGGUCUUUGUAUGAGCUUGAUGUGCUUGCUGAAGACACUAUUCUCCAUUGGUAUAGCAAAGGGAGCAACCCUAAGGGCAGGCAAACGUUUGUGAAGGGACUGGAGCCGUUUGUGAAUUGGCUUGAAGAGGCUGAGGAAGAAGAGCUCCAAGACGAGAGUAUUUGA